AUGGCUGGUGGAAGAGGUAGAAGAAUUGGUGCCAAUAACUCAGCUGAUGAAAUUGCCCAUGCUAUUCACCGAUUGGUUGACGCUAUGCAGCUGCAACAGGUGGUGCUACCACAGCCUGCACCACGACAUGUCAACAUGGACGAUUUCAUGAGGCACAAACCAGCCAAAUUCAAUGGCAAGGCCACUCCUGAUGACGCAGAUGCGUGGAUCAGGGAGUGCGAGAAGAUAUUCCAUGUACUAGGCUGCUCAGAUGAACAGAAGCUGGCCUAUGCCACCUUUCUCUUGGUGAGUGAUGCAGAAUACUGGUGGGUUGGCAUGCAGCAACAGAUGGGAACUAGGGAGGAGGAAGUGAGCUGGGAGAAUUUCAAAAAGAGGUUGUUGGAAAAGUAUUUUCCAGAUAGUGCUAAGCAUGAGAGGGAGGCUGAGUUCUUGACCUUACUGCAGGGUAAUAUGACUGUGCAGGCUUACGUUAACCGGAUCCGAGAAUUUCCUCUCUUGGUGGAACAAGCGAAAAGUGUGGAACAAUUAGAGAUGGGGCCUAGUCGAGUAGCCAGACCGCAAAGGAAUGUUGUAGAGGCUAGACACCAGAAGAAGCCUUAUAAUCGACCUCAGAUGUCGUCACCAGGGUUGAAGUGUUUCCAGAGUCGGGGAGCACAUUUAAAAAGAGACUGUCCCAGACUUGCUCGUAACGCAGGGAAUAGUGGAGGGGGGCGAAAGUGCUUUGUGUGUGAUCAACCCGGCCACUUUGCAGACAGGUGCCCUAAUAAGAAGACAGUCGCAGAGCCACGACCAUAG
Vigna unguiculata (cowpea) is the source of this 795-nucleotide messenger RNA. RefSeq lists its product as uncharacterized. Gene Ontology annotation, molecular function: zinc ion binding; nucleic acid binding. Lineage: Eukaryota; Viridiplantae; Streptophyta; Magnoliopsida; Fabales; Fabaceae. The record is from RefSeq and is a predicted model, not a curated record.